ACGAACUGGGUAUAAUAUUAACUAAUUUGGGACAGUUGGAUGUGAUAAGCUUUCUUGAUAUUUGGGCCGAGAUUGUCGCAGCGUUCUCCAUUAUUUGUGAUAGGAUUUAAGCCCUAUAAAGAAGGGUAAGCUAUGGAGGACAAAAACCAGAUCCAGUUCAUAAACUAAGACGAGCCAGUACAGUUGAACAGCCAUUAACGAGCAGAGCUGUUGACAGAGAAGAGAAGCCCAACCAGGCUGAAAGGAAAAAUCUUUUUGAUGAUGAUUGCAGACACAGUUUUCCUUUGGGAAACUUAAUUCCUUUGGUUUUUAAUUGACUCUCACAUCUUCGGAUUAAGUAGAGGGGAUCUCCAUCAGCUGUGACUGGAGUAAAUGGAGGAAUUGAAGCGCUGCCCUGCAAAUUAUCCACCCUUUACUCCGAUUGGCUUCAUUGAGAGGGCCGCCACUGUUUACAGCGACUGCACUUCUCUUGUCUACAAUAGCACUCGCUUCACAUGGUCUGAGACCUUUAAACGCUGCCGCAAGUUGGCCUCUGCUCUAGCUUUGCGCAAUAUUUCUCGCGGGGAUGUGGUAUCUGUUGUAGCCCCAAAUGUUCCUGCCAUGUACGAGAUGCAUUUUGCGGUUCCGAUGGCCGGGGCGGUCCUCAACAAUAUGAAUAUCCGCCUGGAUGCUCGCACAAUGGCGGCACAGAUAAGCCACUGUGAACCAAAGAUUAUAUUUGCGGAUUGCCAAUUUCUGAGUUUGGUGAACGAAACCCUAAGUUUUUUGAGGCAUAAACCGGUUCUGGUAGUGAUCGAGGAGAUGGAAAACGGUAGAGAAAUUGUUAGCGGCGCGGCCCUAACUUACGAAGGGCUGCUCGGAGAAGGGAAACCGGAAUUCGAGAUCCGAUGGCCGGAAGACGAGUGGCAAGCGGCCGUUCUGAAUUACACAUCGGGCACAACAUCCGCUCCAAAGGGGGUUGUGCAGUCGCACAGGGGACUCUAUGCCAUGGCCCUCGAUAAUCUGACCAUGUGGCCGAUGGGACGGCGGCCGGUGUACCUGUGGACGCUGACAAUGUUUCACGCCAACGGGUGGAGUUUGCCCUGGACUUUGGCCGCCGUGGGAGGGACGAAUAUUUGCCUGAGGAAAUUCGACGCCAAAAUAAUCUUCGACUCAAUUGUAGAGCACAAGGUUACACAUAUGUGCGGUGCACCGGUGGUGCUGAGCAUGAUGGCGAACGCAGAGCCCUCGGAACGGAAACCUGCGGCUCAAAGGGUUGAGAUCCUCACUGCUGGCGCCCCUCCGCCUGCUGCAAUCUUGUGGAAAAUGGAAGAGCUCGGCUUCUCCAUUACACACGGCUAUGGCCUCACAGAAACCGCGGGUCUGGUGGUUUCCUGUGCUUGGAAAACAGAAUGGGACGGGCUUCCUGGCAAGGAAAAAGCUCGGCUUAAGUCGAGACAGGGAGUGAGGAAUUUAAGCCUGGCGGAAGUCGAUGUGAAGAAUCCGGUGACCAUGGCCAGUGUGGCCAGAGAUGGUGCCCAGAUGGGGGAAGUCAUGAUGCGAGGAGCGAGCGUUAUGAAGGGCUAUCUCAAGAACGAGGUUAUGACCGCCAGUGCUAUGGAAGGUGGGUGGUUCCGAACCGGUGACGUUGCGGUCGUCCACCCGGAUGGGUAUCUGGAGAUCAAAGACCGGUCCAAGGAUAUAAUUAUUUCUGGCGGGGAGAAUAUCAGUAGCGUGGAGGUUGAAUCUGUUCUGUAUUCGCAUCCUUCUGUUGUUGAGGCGGCUGUUGUCGCCAGGCCUGAUCCGUUUUGGGGGGAGACACCCUGCGCCUUUGUUAGUGUUAAGAAUCAUGGCGGAGAAGGUACUAAGGAAGGUUUGUCCGAGGCAGAGAUUAUCGAAUUCUGCAGAAAGCACCUUGCGCAUUUCAUGGCGCCCAAAUCUGUGAUUUUCAUGCAGGAACUGCCCAAGACUUCGACUGGCAAAAUCCAGAAAUUUGUUCUCAGGGAAAUGGCUAAAAACUUUCCCAAUCCUUCCUCUCAAGCUAGAAGCAGAAUCUGAAGAAAGGAAACUGGCAGACCAAGUGAAGCGAUUAAGCUUCUUUGAUUAAAAGAACUUGCAGGGGUGUUCAAUCUGAUAUCAUGACUCACUCUUAGAUCUCUUAUACCUGAUAUUCUCAACCAACUGUAGAUACACUGCAUUUGUGAACAAGAGUAUCAUUAGUCCUGGUUAUCUCAUGUAUAUUUAACCUGUUCUGUAGAUGCAUUUGCAAGAUCCAUUCCGUUGCACACCAGCGCAGCUGGUUAAUUCCAGGGAAGGAGGGAGUACCCAUUGCCCAUACAUCCCGUUUUACUAUUUCAGUCAUUCUGCAAUAAAUGACCAAGAAAUUAUUCUUGUA
This is a messenger RNA of Cryptomeria japonica (Japanese cedar), 2374 nucleotides long. Its product is annotated as 2-methylpropanoate--CoA ligase CCL4. The transcript is spliced from 2 exons. The record is from RefSeq and is a predicted model, not a curated record. Bases 373 to 2037 code for a protein of 554 amino acids. NCBI's taxonomy places the organism in Eukaryota, Viridiplantae, Streptophyta, Pinopsida, Cupressales, Cupressaceae.